Messenger RNA from Ochotona curzoniae (black-lipped pika), 5207 nucleotides. RefSeq names its product GA binding protein transcription factor subunit alpha (gene GABPA). The transcript is spliced from 10 exons. Gene Ontology annotation, biological process: cell differentiation; regulation of transcription by RNA polymerase II. NCBI's taxonomy places the organism in Eukaryota, Metazoa, Chordata, Mammalia, Lagomorpha, Ochotonidae. Bases 896 to 2260 code for a protein of 454 amino acids. Gene Ontology annotation, molecular function: sequence-specific DNA binding; DNA-binding transcription factor activity, RNA polymerase II-specific. The record is from RefSeq and is a predicted model, not a curated record. Gene Ontology annotation, cellular component: nucleus.
AGCUUCCUCAUUCCCUGUGCUUUUCUGCUUGCUCUGCUUUAGUUACUUAGUUUGUGCAGAUGUUAUUUCCUUGUUUCUAACUGGUAACCAACAUUUGAUGUGAUAGGAGCUUUCUUGAGUACUUUCCAAGGGGACUGUGCUUGGCUCCAGCUGCCACUAUUGAAUGUGUAUCAGUAAGUUAGAGACUUUGGAAUACUUACCCCGUGGAUGAGAAUACCAGACCAUAUGUGUAACUGUUUUAAAAAGAGCUGCUAGAAUUUUCUCCACACUACCUAAGACCGUCUAUACCCCUGAGCAAAAGCGUGCAGGUUUCCUGUCUCUAUGUCUCUGCUGACCUGCCAUUGUUGAGCCGGCUUCUAACCUUUGCCUGUCUCUUACUCUGUACCAACAGCCGUUCUGGGUUCCUUUUGUGUGGGUUUCCUUUUCUGGAUUUUGCAUUUUUGGGGGAUUUUCAGCUUCUAAGAGGUUGUCAACCUGUUUUAUCACUUUUAAGUGUUGGAAACGUCCUGUCCUAAUUUUAUGAACUAAUUUUAUGAACUUACGUUUAAGUUUUGAAGUUUAUGGAUGAAAUUCUUUUAUUUUUUUCUCUUUGUUUUAUACUUUGGGAGUUUUAAAAAUAAUUUUUUUUAAUUAGGCCAUGUUAAUUCCACUGUUUUCUUGUAGUUGUAGCAUUACCUUGCACUAUGCAUUAUCCAUGGAGUUCGCUUUUGCAUAGUGUGAAAUAGUCUUCUUGUGCAGCAGAUAUUACUGGAAUGCCCACCGUACAUGAGGCACUGUUCAGAGCAUCCAGGAAGAAAUGACCUGCCCUUGUGGAUCUCAUCUUGUCCCAUGUUUGGAUCCCUGCUGCGUUACUAUGUAUUUUGCUCAGGGACUAAUCUUUUGAAAUACUUCAACCAUGACUAAGAGAGAAGCUGAGGAGCUGAUAGAGAUUGAGAUUGAUGGAACAGAAAAGUCAGAGUGCACAGAAGAAAGCAUUGUAGAGCAAACCUACACCCCGGCGGAAUGUGUGAGCCAGGCCAUAGACAUCAAUGAACCAAUAGGUAAUUUAAAGAAGUUGCUGGAACCAAGACUGCAGUGUUCGUUGGAUGCUCAUGAAAUCUGCCUGCAAGACAUUCAGCUGGAUCCAGAGCGAAGUUUAUUUGACCAAGGAGUAAAGACAGAUGGAACUGUACAGCUUAGUGUACAGGUAAUUUCUUACCAAGGAAUUGAGCCAAAGCUGAACAUCCUUGAAAUUGUUAAAACUGCGGAAACUGUUGAAGUGGUCAUUGAUCCCGACGCCCACCAUGCUGAAGCAGAGGCACAUCUUGUUGAGGAAGCUCAGGUGAUAACCCUGGACGGCACCAAGCAUAUCACCACCAUUUCAGAUGAAACCUCAGAGCAGGUGACGAGAUGGGCUGCUGCGCUGGAAGGUUACAGGAAGGAACAAGAACGCCUCGGAAUACCCUAUGAUCCUAUACAGUGGUCCACAGACCAAGUCCUACAUUGGGUGGUUUGGGUCAUGAAGGAAUUCAGCAUGACUGACAUAGAUCUCACUACACUCAACAUUUCUGGAAGAGAAUUAUGUAGUCUCAGCCAAGAAGAUUUUUUUCAACGAGUCCCUCGGGGAGAGAUUCUUUGGAGUCAUCUGGAGCUUCUUCGAAAAUAUGUGUUGGCAAGCCAAGAGCAACAGAUGAAUGAGAUAGUCACCAUCGAUCAACCUGUGCAAAUUAUUCCUGCGUCAGUGCAGUCAGCUACUCCCACUGCCAUUAAAGUCCUGAACAGCAGCGCCAAGGCGGCCAAAGUCCAGAGGGCUCCACGGAUUUCAGGAGAAGACAGGAGCUCACCUGGAAACAGAACAGGAAACAAUGGACAGAUCCAGCUAUGGCAGUUUUUACUAGAACUCCUUACUGACAAAGAUGCUCGAGACUGUAUUUCCUGGGUUGGUGAUGAAGGUGAAUUUAAACUAAAUCAACCUGAGCUAGUUGCUCAAAAAUGGGGACAGCGUAAAAAUAAGCCUACAAUGAACUAUGAGAAACUCAGUCGUGCAUUAAGGUAUUAUUAUGAUGGGGACAUGAUUUGUAAAGUUCAAGGCAAGAGAUUUGUGUACAAGUUUGUCUGUGACUUGAAGACUCUUAUUGGAUACAGUGCAGCAGAAUUGAACCGUUUGGUCACAGAAUGUGAACAGAAAAAACUCGCCAAGAUGCAGCUUCAUGGGAUUGCGCAGCCAGUCACAGCAGUAGCCCUGGCCACUGCUUCGCUGCAAACAGAAAAGGACAACUGAGGCCGACACCUGCGGGCGUCUUUCUUACAUAUUCUGAGCAGGGAUUGCUCUUACCUUUAUUACUGAAUUUGAAUCUUUUAUUUCUAGAAUGUACAAUCCAAUGCAUGAUUUUUAUAUAAAUAUUUCAUACUCUUGUGAAUUGGAUCUUUUUACUUUGAGCAUAUAUUUUAGAAUAUGUGUUUGUUAAAAGAUCACCACAUUAUCUGCAGCGUGACAGCAGAUUCCUUGUGGGGUAGUUUGUUCACAGUCAGGAAAGCUAAAAGUGGUCAGUAUUAAUGUCUAGCCCUACCAAAAAUAGCCACUGGCAUCUGAAGAUGAAAAAUAAAUGAAGUAUCUCCAGGAAACAGUCUGGCUUAACUAUUUUUGAAACUAACUUUGCUCUCUGCUGCUUUAGAUGUUGCUUUACAUAGAACCAGAAAACAGAGUUGCUUGGCUAGAGCAUGUGUGCCUGUCUCAUCUAAUCAAGCAGAGCUAAAAUGUUCCUAUCAAAUAAAAUUAUAAUAUUAGUAAAUUGCUAAGCUGAGUAUCAGAUUAUUAAAGUAAUUUAUAUAUUUGCAAGUAAAGGUUGGUAAGUUGACUGGCAGGCAGCAGUGCUGAAGGCAAUGGUUGAAAUGGCUAAACUCAGGCCAUUACAGAUUUUCUAUAUAGAUUAUAAUGUCAGGCCAAGAACUUAAAUUAUUUUGAAAGAGGCAUUUAAUUCUAAUAAACCAGCUCUUAGAGAAGUUCUAAAAUCAUCUCUUUUUCCUUUCAGAGACUUAAAAAUUGAAAAGGUAUACCUCAGAAAAUAUAUUUGGUUGGUUUAGCUUGGCUUCCCUUUGUGUGUGUGUGUGUAUGUGGUUUUUGUUUGUUUAUUUUUGGUCUAAUUACCCACUACUACCAGUUUAAUCUGCAAAGCAUAUAUAUAUUCCUGCAAUUCUGAUGUGAUAAAGACUUUAAAUUAGUCAGCAGUACUUUACUUUUAAAGAUAUUUGUAAUGACUGCUAAGUGUAAUCAGAAAACUUGACUUCCACCAUAGGUAUUCUCUUUGAAACAAAACUUCCCACUUUUUUUUCCUUUUGCGUGUUAGAUGUGUGUACAAAUGUUCUGUACAUGUGCAGUUUACCACUUUAUGUGGGCAUUUAAACACAUUUAUAUGAAGGCAGAAUUACCCAAAAGGAAAAUCAUUAAAUCAUUUUGAAAACUCUUAAAAUCAGUCUCACAUAUGAACUUCCUCACAACAAGCUAACACUAAAAACAAAAGAAUAGAAAUGGUUUUUCUUCGUAGUGUUGUUUGUUUUCAGACAAUACAAAUGAGAACAUGAAAUUCUGUGUAAAAGGAGAUUGAUUUUCUAAUAUUCUUUGGUGCAUCUCCCCCUCAUCCUCUCCUUGAAGUCCAUUGCCGGAAGCAGCUUGGAGGAUUGAGCCCGUGCUUUUCACUGACUUAGGAGGGAGGGACCAGGGCUGGCAGGAGCUGGCUGCUGCCCACACUGCGCAGGGCCCACCCAUGUCGCCUGCUGGUCCUUCAACCCUGAUUGUGAGUGCUAUGCUAUUGCACUACCUGGUAUACUGUUUGGACACUUAUUAUAUUGCUGUCUUAAAUUCAGGAUUUUGCAGUAGUUCUAUGAGUAGUAAAAUCUGUAAGUUUAUAAUUACAUAGAAAAAAAAAGGACAAAUUGUUAGUGUGAUUGGGCACUUUCAUUGCAAGAAUAUCUCAAUAGAAUAAUAUAAAAUAAUAGCUUGAAGCUCAAGCUUCAGAGAACAAACUGCUGUGGAGGGGCCUGCUAUUGGUCCCAGGUUGACAAGUCACUUAGAGUUUAAAAAUAUCAUAAAGUGUACUCUGGGUAUAUUAUCAGAAGUAAAGAUAUAUUGACUUUUAGAUUUAAAAUGCUUCUGGGAAAAUAUGUCAACAUUUUAGCCAAGAUAGCAGACUUCCCUGUGUAUUUAGAUUUCUAAGGCAUGGGAUAGCAGAUUUAUUUUAGAUUUGUAACAUCAAACUAUUGUUUCUUUUUUCCUUUAACCAUUCCUUGGUCUUUUUGGGGUUUUUUAAAGCCAUUUUCUUCCCCUAUCAGUUUUUUGUUCCUCACAAUUUGAACAGAGCCUUUUCACCCGUGGCCAUAGGCUGUUUCUCCACUUUGUCAUGCAGCCUUCUUAUGUACUGUGACUUCAGUAAUGUGACUGAUCGAUUAAAGGAGCUUGUAUUUGCCUCCAGAUAUUUGUAUUGUCCUUAUUGAGGUUACAGUUACCAGAAAGCUAGGUAGUCUUCUAUUAAAAGAUAACUAAGAUUGUGAAAGAAAAUAAAAUUAAUGCUCUUCUCUUUAUAAAAUUUUUAAUACAAUUUAGAAUAUAUCCAAGGAAAGAUACAACUAUUGAUCAUCUUUUUUAUCCUACUAAACUAAUGAAAUUUUUGCUUUAAUAUUAGAACUGUUUUUUCCAGGUGAAAUUUUGAGUCCUUUUUCAAACAUAUUGCUAGCCUGAUGUCUGAAUAUGUGUGUUAUGCAAAAAUCACGCUAAGCAGGAGGAGUGUAUGUGUAGGGUUCAUCUUCACAUGGAUCAACUCAUAAUGUUUGCUUAUUUUUUUUUUUAUUCUGUCCAGAUUACUUAAUUAGAAAAAAUUGUUGUUUUCUGCCAAUACUAAAAGUAAUACCCAGUACAUUUCUUUGGAAGGUUGUGUUUUGAUAGGUCUGUUUUUGCCUGCUCAUCAAUUUAUGUUACUGCCUCUAAAAAAAAAAAAAACUAAUGUGUAUAUAUCUUCGAAAUAGCACAAAAGUAUUUUAAAGUUCACAGCUGUAAAAGGAAUAUGUGAGAAACAUAAUGUCCUUAGACCGAAAGAGUGUAAAAAAUACUGAAACUUGAGUAUUUCACUUGCUGUCAGGAAAAAAAAAAUAAUUUUCAGUCUUUUGUAAAAGGGAGGAAAAUUUUUGCAUACGUUUUUACUCUUUAAAUAAAGACACUUAUACUGUCAUAAUAA